This is a messenger RNA of Hemiscyllium ocellatum (epaulette shark), 4284 nucleotides long. It is a transcript of the gene eno1a, whose product is annotated as enolase 1a, (alpha). Bases 124 to 1428 code for a protein of 434 amino acids. Gene Ontology annotation, cellular component: phosphopyruvate hydratase complex. Lineage: Eukaryota; Metazoa; Chordata; Chondrichthyes; Orectolobiformes; Hemiscylliidae. The transcript has 12 exons. Gene Ontology annotation, molecular function: magnesium ion binding; phosphopyruvate hydratase activity. Gene Ontology annotation, biological process: glycolytic process. The record is from RefSeq and is a predicted model, not a curated record.
UGGUGUCCUUGCCGCGUCCUCCAGCUGCUCUGCCCGUCCGUGCUGCUGCUGGCCCCCUGUCUCUCGCCCUCCGCCUCCUCUCUGUGGGCAACAGCUUCUUUUGUAUCUCCACAGAACGUCACCAUGUCCAUCUUGAAGAUUCAUGCCCGUGAAAUAUUUGAUUCGCGUGGUAACCCCACUGUAGAGGUGGACUUGUAUACUGGAAAAGGUCUGUUCAGAGCAGCAGUCCCCAGUGGUGCAUCCACUGGCAUUUAUGAAGCACUAGAACUUCGAGAUGGUGACAAGACGCGAUUUUUGGGCAAAGGAGUUACAAAAGCUGUUGAUAACAUCAAUACAUUAAUAGCACCUGAGCUGAUUAAGCAGCAUGUAAAUGUUAUCGAACAGGAGAAAAUUGACAAGCUGAUGCUGGCAAUGGAUGGCACAGAGAAUAAAUCUAAAUAUGGGGCCAACGCUAUUCUGGGCGUUUCGCUGGCUGUGUGUAAAGCUGGAGCUGCGGAGAAAGGAGUGCCCCUUUAUCGUCACAUUUCCCAUCUUGCGGGCAACACACAGGUCAUCCUGCCUGUUCCGGCCUUCAAUGUGAUAAAUGGUGGAUCUCAUGCUGGUAACAAGUUGGCCAUGCAGGAGUUCAUGAUCCUACCGAUUGGUGCUGCCAACUUCAGGGAAGCCAUGCGCAUUGGCGCUGAGGUGUACCACAACUUGAAGAAUGUCAUCAAGGACAAGUAUGGGAGGGAUGCAAUUAAUGUUGGUGAUGAGGGCGGAUUUGCACCCAACAUCUUGGAAAACAAGGAAGCUUUAGAACUGCUGAAACUCGCCAUUGAGAAAGCUGGCUAUUCGGACAAGGUUGUGAUUGGAAUGGAUAUAGCAGCCUCCGAAUUCUUCCGUGAUGGGAAAUAUGACUUGGAUUUCAAAUCCCCACCUAAUCCCAACCGUUACGUUACCCAUGACAAGCUGAUUGAACUUUACUCGAGUUUCAUUAAAAAUUACCCUGUUGUCUCUAUCGAGGAUCCUUUUGACCAAGAUGAUUGGGCAGCCUGGAAACAAUUCACAGCUCAAACGACAAUCCAGGUGGUUGGUGACGACUUGCUUGUGACAAAUCCCACUCGUAUUGCGAAAGCUGUUGCAGAGGGAGCCUGCAACUGCUUGCUACUCAAAGUGAACCAGAUUGGCUCCGUCACCGAGUCCAUUGAAGCAUGUAAGCUGGCCCAAUCAAAUGGAUGGGGUGUAAUGGUGAGCCAUCGUUCUGGAGAGACUGAAGAUACUUUCAUUGCUGACCUGGUUGUUGGGCUUUGCACUGGACAGAUCAAGACUGGAGCUCCUUGCAGGUCAGAACGCCUGGCUAAAUACAAUCAGUUAAUGAGAAUUGAAGAGGAGCUUGGGCAGAUGGCUUGCUUUGCUGGCAGAAGUUUCCAGAACCCUCUUGCCAAAUAAAGCGGGCAGCAUGUUUUCUGUCAACAAUAACCAGUGUUUAGAGCAGCUUUCACUUUGUUCCUCCUGUACCAGCAGAAUUGACGUUUGUUUUUGUACUGUCACUGUUGCAGAAUUACUGUUCUAGUAGAGGAAAGGGAAAUGUGUCAAGUUUUUUGAUGUGUUCCUUUCUCUAGAAGAGACAAAAUAAAUGCAAGGCUUAAACCAUCAUGUGCAUUUGCUAUGCUUAACACAAAAGGCACUCUAGAUGUUGAAUAUUAAUGAAUUUAAAUGUUCCUGCUUUUGUGAUGUUGCACUUGUUAGGUUAAGAAUCUCUGUGAAUACAUUCUCAGAAGGCUUUUCGAAUUGAGAUUGCACUCAUCAUCAUCUCCAUUGUAGUUGGCCCACUUGGGAAGAAGGGUCUGAUACAGCACAAGGAUUGCACUUGGUUUGGUCAACAGUCCGGGUUUAAGCAGCUGAUCUCAAAUUUUGUCCCCACUUGCUCCGUGAUGACCUGGACAUCCAGCUUGUUGGCCUUCACAUCAGCCAGGCUUGGCUCCCAUGUCCUUCAGAGUAGGUGCCACCACAGACUGUCUAAAUUUUGGGCAAGAUACCAGAAACCUGGGAUCUGAAGUACAUGGAGGCUGAAAAGUACCCCAGCAGCCAGAUUGCCAGUUUCGUGGUGCCAUCCCAGCUCUGGGUCAUUUUAACAGUGGCAACAUUCGGGUGUGUCAGGGAUACCCACCAGGUUGCUGGUCAGGGUUUUAAUGCAGAGUAUUAAAGGCACAAAGGCUACUCUGUAUAUCAUGUCUGCACCUGCCUCCCUCUGGCGAGCAGUAUGAUUUAGUACCAUUCUCCUGCCUUUCCCCAUAUAACCAUCCCCCCCCUACACACACACACACACACACACACACACACACACAGUUUCUAUUGAAAUACUCAUCAAAUUCCCUCUUGAAUGUCUCAAUGGGUUCUGCUUCGCCACACAUGCAGGCAGUGCAUCCCAGACCUGAACCAUUCAUUCUGUGAGAGUUUUCUUUCCUCAAUUACAUUUACAAAUUACUUUAACUUGGCACCACUCAAUCUUUUUACAGGCAGGAACUGUUUUUCCUGAUCUCCUCUAUCCAAUCCUUUCAAGAUUUUGAAAACUUCUAUCAGAUAUCCUCUAAGUUGUCACCUCAUCAAGGAGAACAGUCCCAAUCUGUCCUUGUAACUAAAGGUUCUUAGCCCAGAACCAUUUUCUUUCUGCACUCUGUCCAAAGCAUGCCCAGAACUGUACUCCAUCUAAGGUCUAAUAAGUGUCCUGUAUAAGUUCAGUAUAAACUCCUUGCCCUUGUGCUUUAGGCCAGGCAGCAUCCGAGGAACAGCAGAAUCGACGUUUCGGGCAUAAACCCUUCUUCAGGAGUCCCGAACGUCACAUCUCCUGCUCCUCAGAUGCUGACCUGGCCUGCUGUGUUUUUCCAGCACCACAUUUUUCAACUCUAGUACUCCUGCAUCUGCAGUCCUCACUUUCUCCCAGUAUUUUAGGUCCCUGUUAAUAAAGUAUUCUGCAUCCAGGAGUUUAUUGUCCGGUCAUCUUCACUGACCUGUGCAGAUAUAAACAGAGGUCCCUCUGCUCCUGCAGCCUCUAAAGUAUUGUACAACUUACUUUACAUCAUCUGUCCAUGCUCUUAAAUGCAAAAUGCAUCACCUCACAACUGAGGAUUGGUUAACACAGAACAUAGAGUCAUGAUUAAUGGGUCUUUUUCAGAUUGGAAAAAUGUAACUAGUGGAGUGACACAGGGAUCAGAAACAAAAAUAGAAAUUGUUGGAAAGGCUCAGCAGGCCUCUCAGCAUCUGUGGAGAGAAAUCCGAGUUAACGUUUCAGAUCGAAUGACCCUUCCUCAGAGCACAAAGAUCAGUCCUGGGCCCUCAUGUGGACAAACUGAAGUUUGAUAGUGGUUUAGUAUAACCUCCCUACAUUUCAGUUCUAUCCCAGUGGAAAUAAAAUACAGUCAGUGCUGAUAUAUUACACAAUAAUUCUGUUCUUGUGCAGUCUCACGCUAUGAGAAAAUCACGCAAUAGCCGCAUCAUUUAACUUAAUGGGACCGCAAUCAUGGUAUAGCCAAUACAGAGUAAGGAAAGUUUGUGUUCAAAAAUAACGGUCCGAAUUCUUCAAUUGCGUUAUAGCAAAUUUGCACUGAGGAAACACGCAUUAUAGCAGGACAGACUGUAUUUACUGUUCUUUAAUGACUUUGCUAAUUUGUGGUGUGAUUUAUGGUGAUUUGGAAUAUUUUUAAGCUGAGAUCCCGCUGGUCCUCAACUCCACCUAGACUCUCAUGUUCCAUGCAUUAAGUAACUCCAUGUUCCUCUUCUUACCAAAGUAACAUGUGUUGAACUUUGGCCUAUUCUACUCAAUUUCUCCACCUAUGAGAGUCCUCUCAACCCAGGAAGCAAACUGGUGGACCUUGCUGUGCUCCAUCCAUGAGUCAUUAUGUCCUUCGCUGGGUAAUGAGACCAAAGAGCCAUCGCUAUUUCCUCCCUAUCUACAAUGGCCUGAAGUUAUAUAGUGACAGCAAAUGUACCUGGUAUUUGAAACUUUAAGUGAAUGCUAACACACAGGAACAGGAUAGUCCCCAGGUUGUGAACAGAUUCCAUUUUCAAGUCUAUUAACAAGUUGAUUUGUUCACAAGUCAGAACACAAUGCAGAACAAUACAAAGGAGCCAUUCAUUAGUACAGGAAAUGUUCGUACGUCAGAUCUUUAAAAUGAGAUUGUAUUCAUAUGCAAGCAUUUGUAAAUCGAAGACUCCCAGUCUUGAAGGAUACCCUUUACCAAGCAUUUAUGCCAACUGUGAAAGCAUUAUGAUUUGGAGUUGCCAGUGUUGGACUGGGGUGUACAA